CCAGACCCUGCAACUUCCGCUGGAAUGGCAGUGAAAUCCGACGUUGGGCUUUAAAAACAGCCACCUAACGUAUCAGUGUUAAUAUUCACUUGGAAUUCCAGUCUGUGACUUUGAGGCAUAAUGGCUUCCUCACUCCCCUUGUCCUCGCUGCGUCUGCUCGUCCCCCCUCUUCGUCUGCUGAUGGGGGCCAUGUGGGAAGUGGCACGGCAGCAGAAUGUCAAGCAUUAUGGGAUUCUGGAAGAUUUUGUGUGUCUGAUGACCGAGGAAGUUCCCCAGUUGCUGACAGAUAAGCAGAGAAGCCUGCUGCUGCUUGCACUGAGAGUCAAGGUAAGCCUUUAUGAUGCUGACACACAGAUUGACCAGAAACUCUACCAGGACAGUACUGAUGCCAACUCAUCACCGCUCAAGACAGGAUCAGGGAUUGCCGACUGUGAUUCAAUUCUAGCUACUCUCACCGAUAAAGCCAGUCCAGUUGAUAAACAGUGCCUCCUGCAGAAUGUGUUCAACCAGACGUUUGAUGAGGCUCUCCAAAAUCUCCUCUCUGACUUCCUGGCUAGGCUCGAACAGCUUUUUCCUGUCCCUGACUUCAAACAGUCUGCAUCAUUGCUCAGCGCUUUCCCUGCUGCUGGGCUGGUUGAUUGUCUCAGUCUGACUGACAAGGAGGACUUGAAAAUGCUACUGACUAAUCCGAGUUGUCGCCUGGGUCAAGUCACACCUACGGUUGAUUGUGACACAGAGAAGAUCCUCCACUCUGCCUGGUCCCACCCCCUAGUCAAAAAGCUGACCAAUCCUGAGCCCACUCACCUCAGUGCUCAAGUCCAAUCAGAUUCCGACACGGACAUUGAAAAUCCCACCCUGCAUGUAGACGCGGAGGUAACUGUGAUGACGGAAUGUGAAAAAGAAGAAACCGAGAAAGGCCAGGUGCCAUCCCCGGGUGAACCCAAGUCCAACCGUGGCUCAGCUGUGGAAUCCUUCACGCACGUGAACCUAGAGGCAGACAGAGUGACGGACUCUGUUGAAAUCCAAUCAAAACCUAUUUUGGAUCAACUGCGCUCUGACCCUGUAAACAGUAUUUCCCAAAUUCCUCAGCGAUUGGCCCACAAAUGUCCUCAGUGUGGGAAGUAUUUCAUCUACCGCUCUCAGGUAAUUCGUCACCUGCGCACAGCUAAGUCUUGCGGCUCCACUUUAGCCACGACUAUAAGAGCUCGGCAGGCUGAAACACAUGCUGGUGAUGAGGAGGAGCUCCCCUCUUCAGAAGCCCAAAACAAACACCGGCACCUAAGCAGAAGCCACCUGUGUUUCCAAUGCGACGGUAUCUUCGCUACCAAAGGCGAGCUAAUGACGCACCAGCGCAUCCACCGCGCCUGCCCCGUUUUUCGUUGCGGCCAGUGCGACAAGGAGUUCCGCCACCUGUCCACUUUGACCAAUCACAAGCAGACACACUGCAACAGCAGCGGGUUCAUCUGCAGCCAUUGUGGAAAAGAGUUUGCGUCGGCCAAGGAGCGAGACACCCACCGCCUGCGGCACCGGCCGCUUGAUCUGACCUGCGCCGCGUGCUCGCAGACUUUCACUUCGCAGUCACAGCUGCUGCGACAUCAACAGACGCAUUUGGUGGAGGGUGCCGAGCAGUCCUAUCGUUGUCGUUUCUGUGAACAGACCUUCUCAGGUGUGACUCUGCUCCGUAUUCACCAGCGCUCCCACACAGCCCGUUCGCACCAGUGCGACAAGUGUGACAAGACGUACGCCUCGCUCACUGGCCUCCAGUCCCACCGAGCCAGUCACAACGGCAACAGUCGCUUCCUUUGCCCCCAAUGCGGAAAGUGCUUCAAAACACGCGACGGGCUGGAGUGCCACCUGAGGACGCACAGCGGCGAGCGCCCGUACCGCUGCCCUUACUGUUCCAAAGAUUUCACCGCUCUCGCCGGCCUCAACGUGCACGUUCGGCAACACACGGGGGAGCGGCCGUACGUGUGCACGGUUUGCGGCAAAGGCUGGCCGUCCGGAGGCGACCUGCAGAAACACAUGAGGGUUCACACAGGCGAGCGUCCGUACACUUGCGAGGAGUGUGGAAAGUCCUUCUCCAUCUCCUGCCACCUGAACGAACAUCGUCGCAUCCACACCGGCGAGAAGCCCUUUUCCUGUCCCGAAUGUGGAAAAUGCUUACGGAGGAAGUUCGACCUGAAGAAACACUUGUUGUCUCACAGCAAAAAUCGUCCUUAUCCCUGUUCAUCCUGUCCCAAGAGCUACACUCGCAGGACGCACCUUGCAAGACACUUGUUGACACAUGGUUCGACUGGCGGCGAAACGAAGGUGUUUCUUUUAUCCAGUUGGGGGCGAUAAAGUGCCUUGAAAUCGUUGGCACUCACUGAGCAGGAGAAGAAGAAAACAAGC
Molecule: messenger RNA, 2391 nt
Organism: Corythoichthys intestinalis (scribbled pipefish)
Lineage: Eukaryota; Metazoa; Chordata; Actinopteri; Syngnathiformes; Syngnathidae
Product: oocyte zinc finger protein XlCOF6-like
Exons: 12
Coding region: 121-2340 (739 amino acids)
Source: RefSeq, a predicted model, not a curated record